Messenger RNA from Suillus paluster, 1839 nucleotides. Its product is annotated as choline kinase cytoplasm. Gene Ontology annotation, cellular component: cytoplasm. Gene Ontology annotation, molecular function: choline kinase activity; ethanolamine kinase activity. The transcript is spliced from 5 exons. Gene Ontology annotation, biological process: phosphatidylcholine biosynthetic process; phosphatidylethanolamine biosynthetic process. Lineage: Eukaryota; Fungi; Basidiomycota; Agaricomycetes; Boletales; Suillaceae. The record is from RefSeq and is a predicted model, not a curated record. Bases 354 to 1718 code for a protein of 454 amino acids.
GUGCCCGAAAAUAUGGGUUCACUUGAUCAGUGAAUUAUGUCCGGGCCGUUGCCGGGCAGCGGCUUUCUUUUCUAAAAUAGCGAACAAAUAGAAUACCAGGACUUAGAGCAUAUGUUCAAAGCGUGAGUGGAUUGGUACUACGAUGCUAUUCUUCGCUCCUCUCCAUUACUUCAGUGAUACAACUCAUGGCAUUGCCAAAGAACAGAGUUCAACAUGCGGACCAAGAUAAUCGGCGACCCUUGGGCGGCCCCCUAGUCUUAGUCUACUUAAAGUCGACACAAUGGUCGUGUGCCCGCUUUAAUUGUGUUCCCGUGAAGUCGUUUCUCUCGACAGACGACCUAUCCUAGCAUAAUAUGGGACAGGCAACCACAAUGAUUGCAGACAGCACACCCGCUACCGUUUCUCCGAUAGUUUCUCCACUUAGCAGGUUAUCGUCAUCCUCAUCUUUGCGCAGUUUAGUGCUCAGUCCCUCCAAAUCUUCAAGUGUGUCCUUAUCUCAACCAAAGGUCACUGUUGAUGUUGAGUUUGUCGAUGGUUUAACAAAUGCUAAGGCCAAAUUAGAUGCCAGAUCUUACAAGUCGGUCAACUUUGCAAGAGACCUUCUUGCCAUUUUGGUGGCUCUGGGGGUCCCCGGUUGGCACAAGACACAGGUAACCGCCGAGUUACUCUCCAUCCACAAGGUCUCUGGCUCUCUCACCAAUGCUAUCUAUUUUGUCUCUUGCCCCGCCAUUACUCGCGUUCCUACGCUCUUGUUGCGCAUCUAUGGCACAUCAUCCAGCUCUCUCAUCUCUCGCACUCACGAACUGCACAUGCUUCAUAUUCUCUCGUCUCGAUACCAUUUUGGUCCUCGUAUAUAUGGUACAUUUACAAACGGACGUAUUGAAGAGUACUUCGAGUCUGUCACGCUAGUUCCAUCAGACCUUCGGGACAAGAGGAUCAGCCAAUGGAUAGCUUCACGCAUGGCUGAACUUCAUUCUGUGGACAUUAGUGUCGUAGAGGGUCCACUUACACUCAGUGCUCUUGAGGGGAAGAGCUGGGAGAUUGGGGUCAAGAAAAAUGUUAAGGCGUGGAUGCCAGCCGCGCGAGAUGUUUUAGGUCUCCAGCAUGUGUCUGAGGCCACCCGUCAAACUCUCAACAUGGACCACUUCUAUGAACGUUGGAUGCGUUACUUACGCUGGGUUUCUCACGUCGAGAAGAUAGAAGGGGCAAGUCGACGUGUUUUUGCACACAAUGAUACACAGUAUGGCAAUAUACUGAGGUUAACUGGUCCACUUCGUCAAGAUGCUCCCGAGCAUCACCAGAUUGUUGUGGUUGAUUUUGAAUACGCAUCGCCUAACCCAAUUGCGUUCGACAUUGCUAAUCAUUUCCACGAGUGGACGGCUGAUUAUCAUUCAUCAACACCGCAUCUUCUGGAUCCGAGUCGAUAUCCGACAAUGGAAGAGCGUCAAAAUUUUUAUUUGGCGUAUCUGGCGCAUUCGCGUCCCAUUGACACAUGCACCUCCUCGGUUCCGGCGUUGUACUCAGAAGCAGAAGCUUCCCAGCUGGAACGUCAAGUGCGUAUUUGGAGUCCUGCCUCACACGCGAUGUGGACUGUGUGGGGUAUCGUACAAGCACAGGACAAUUUGGAAAGAGGAGAAUCGGAACCGGAGUUUGACUACAUAGCUUACGCGAUAUGUCGCAUGGAAGGGUUUAUCAGAGAGCUAUCCCAGCUAUCAUAGGCCCUGUAAUUUGAGAUACUUUUGCACAUCGACACCUCACUGCUAAGCGGCAACAACGUGUCGCGGCGAUGUUUAUGGGCCGCGUUCCUCGACCCCUCCUCGCUUUAAGCUUUCCCGCGCA